This is a messenger RNA of Aricia agestis (brown argus), 2082 nucleotides long. It is a transcript of the gene Tdc2, whose product is annotated as tyrosine decarboxylase. Gene Ontology annotation, molecular function: pyridoxal phosphate binding; carboxy-lyase activity. The record is from RefSeq and is a predicted model, not a curated record. The coding region runs from base 166 to 2025 and encodes 619 amino acids. The transcript has 10 exons. NCBI's taxonomy places the organism in Eukaryota, Metazoa, Arthropoda, Insecta, Lepidoptera, Lycaenidae. Gene Ontology annotation, biological process: amino acid metabolic process.
CCGCUGCGCCGUGCGGCCGGCCCCGCCCCUCCGCCCCGCCCCGCGCGCCGCCCCGGCCACCACGCUGCUGGCACCGAGUCAGCCGGAGUCCGUUGAGCCGGUGACACUACUGCCGGGACACCAGUCCACUGCUCACAGUCCCCUGGCACAAAAUAGUCCUCAAAAAUGGACGUCGAGGAGUUCCGCGUCCGGGGGAAGGAGAUGGUGGACUACAUAUGCCAAUACAUGUCGACUUUGCGGACGAGGCGAGUGACGCCGAGCGUGGAGCCCGGGUAUCUAAGGUCGGAGCUGCCGGCGGAGGCGCCCUUUCACCCGGAGCCCUGGGAGGACGUGAUGAGGGACGUGGAGACGAAGAUCAUGCCGGGGGUGACGCACUGGCAGCACCCGCGCUUCCACGCCUACUUCCCCUCCGGGAACGGCUAUCCGUCCAUUCUUGGGGACAUGCUGUCGGCCGGUAUCGGUUGUAUUGGAUUCUCGUGGGCAGCAAGUCCGGCCCUCACAGAACUGGAAAUCAUAAUUUUGGAUUGGUUAGGUAAGGCCAUUGGACUCCCUCCCGCAUUUCUAGCACUAGAAGAAGGCAGUAAGGGCGGUGGCGUUAUAGAGGGGUCGGCGAGCGAGUGCGUACUUGUGUCGAUGCUGGCGGCGCGGGCCGCGGGCAUCAAACGGCUCAAGCACCAAUUUCCGACGGUCGACGAGGGCCUAUUGCUGUCCAAAUUGAUCGCAUAUUGUUCCAAAGAGGCCCAUUCUUGUGUAGAAAAGGCGGCCAUGAUCAGUUUCAUCAAAAUAAGGAUUCUCCAGCCCGACGAAAAUGGAUCGUUGAGAGGGGAGACGUUAAAAGAAGCGAUGGAGGAGGACGAAGCUUCGGGUCUCGUUCCUUUCUUCGUAUCGACCACCCUGGGAACCACAUCAUGCUGCUCCUUCGACAACUUGACUGAAAUCGGCCCUAUCGUCCGGAAAUUUCCGUCCGUGUGGUUGCACGUGGACGCCGCGUACGCGGGAAACUCCUUCAUAUGUCCCGAGCACAAGUACCACUUAGCAGGAAUAGAGUACGCGGACUCCUUCAACACGAACCCUAACAAACUUAUGCUGACCAACUUCGACUGCUCGCUGCUGUGGGUGACGAAUAGAUACCUUCUUACUUCAGCUCUGGUGGUGGAUCCUCUCUACCUGCAGCACUGCUACGACCACACCGCGAUAGACUACCGCCACUGGGGUAUACCUCUGAGCCGACGCUUCCGAUCUCUGAAACUUUGGUUCAUGCUGAGGAGCUACGGCAUACACGGUCUCCAGAAAUACGUCCGGCGACACUGCGAACUAGCUAAAUAUUUUGAAAAACUCGUCAAAAAGGAUGAAAGAUUUGAAGUUUGUAAUCAAGUCCAGUUGGGGCUGGUAUGUUUCCGCCUAAUCGGAGGGAUGGACGAAACGCCCGAGCAAGUGGACGAGCUAAAUAAGAAAUUGCUAACGAAUAUAAACGCGUCUGGCAAAAUCCACAUGGUGCCGGCGUCCGUGCGGGACCGGUACGUCAUCCGCUUCUGCGUUGUCAACCAACAUGCCACCAGGGAGGAUAUCGAGGUCGCAUGGGAGGUUAUAACAGACUUCGCUACAGAGUUACUUGAAGGUCCAGACAAGGAGAGGGAUCUGAACGAGGAGCGCGCGCGCCGUCACCGCGCCGCGCUGGCUCACAAGCGGUCGUUCUUCGUGCGCAUGGUGAGCGACCCCAAGAUAUACAACCCCGGCGUGAACAAGACGCCGCCGCCGCUGCCCACCAGCCCCACCACGCCGCCGCCCGCCGCCCCCGCCACGCCCGACACGCCUGAAACCGUGCCCUCUACUCCGAGACAGUCGUCUUGGAUCAGUUGGCCUCUCGCGUUCUUCUUCCAAAGCGUUGACCACGACUCUAACGACUUACCGCUACGAUUCCGUCACCUGGACACGACGGUCCGGCUGAAGAGCCCUAACCACGGCCGGCGGGGCUCCUCGCCGUGCGCGUCGCCCGAGCACCGCGCCCCCUCGCCCGCACACUAACCGCCAUGUAUAACCACAUAAUAUAUUAUCUACAUUAAACUUUCCGAGCAAUUUAAA